GCGGCUCGUCGCUGGCUCGGAGGGGCUCGGAGGAGCUCGGAGGGGCUCGGACAGGCUGCUGUAGUGAUCGGAGGGGCUCGGAACAGCUCGUCGCUGGUUCGUAGAUGUUCGGAGAGUUUCGGAGCGGCUCGGAGGGUUUCGUCGCUGGCUCGGAGCGGCUGCUGUAGUGAUGGAGGGGGUCACAGUCGGCCAGGUAUUUGAUGCGGAGUGUAUCCUCAGCAAACGGCCCAGAAAGGGAAGGUUCGAGUAUCUGGUGAAGUGGAGAGGAUGGUCCUCCAAGCACAACAGUUGGGAGCCAGAGGAGAAUAUUCUGGACCCGCGGCUGCUGGCAGCUUUCCACAAGAGAGAACAAGAGAGGGAGCUGCUGUUCCAGAAGAAAGGGAAGAGGCCGAGAGGACGACCGCGGAAGAUUCUGCAGCCGGCACCAGCCGCCACUAAAGACAGCCGCUCCUCGUCCUCCUCUUCCUCCGGCCUCUCGUCGUCCCCCUCCUCCUCUUCCUCAGAGGAUGAAGACCACACGAAGAAGGCGAAGCCCGGUCCUCGCGUCCACCCCGUCCCCCAGAAGAGGCCUCAGAUCGUUCUCGCCAAACCCGAUCUGCCCUGCAAGAAGAAGCGCGGGAGGAAGCCGCUCCAUCCGGACCUGAGGGCGUUACGACAAGCCAAGAGCAGACCGCCUCCUCCUCCUUCACCUCCUCCUCCUCCUCCUCCUCCACCUCCUCCAGCUCCUACUCAUCCACCACGCCACCACCAGGUGCUCAGACCGCCCAGGGAGGACCCCCGACCCGGCGUGAAGAAGCCUCUGCAGCCGGCCAGCUUCACCUACACCGGGAUGAGCAGGUCCUCCAGAGAGGAGGCCGCGUCUGCCAGCUCCUUCUCCCAGACCGCCGCCUCCAAACCGGGAUCCCUCAGCUGCAUCUGGACCAGCCGCUCCAUGUCUCCGUCCUCCUCCUACAGCAAAACCGGUCCGUCCACGCAAAGUAAGAACUCUCUGUCCGAUCUGAAGCGCUCCAUCUCAGAGACCGGCAGAGGAGACGGCUACAAGGUGUCGGCUCUGAAACAAGGCGGCGGUUCGUUGGGUUUGCACAGCGGCUUCGCUGGAGGCCAGGCGGCGGUGCAGCGCACGCCGCUGAGCCAGAGGAGGCAGGACGGCGCCGGGUUGGUUCAACACAAGCAGCAGAACCUCUCCAAAGCGUCGUCCUCGCCCACGCCUCGAGACCGAGCCAACCAGGCGCUCAACCUCCGAGCUCUCAACCUGCAGAGCGUCAGCAAGCCGCCGGCUGGCAGCAGCCUUCAGGGGAACAACGCCGGAGCGGCGGCGUCCAGGUCCAGCUUACGGAGCAGCGGCGUUGUUGUAAAAGGAGGAGCGGGCGGUAUCAAAGAGACUCGAACAUCAGCCAGCGGGCAGCGCUCUGCAGGUGGCGGCGGUGCGGAGCAGGGGAGGUUAGCAGAGACUAAGAAGAUGACAGGAAGCGGCUCCGCUCGAGGGAACGGCGGCGGGAGACACGAGGAGAGGAAACACGGGCUCGCCUCUCAGAACCGCAGCCUGAACGAGCUCAGUACCGGCGACUCGGACGAGACCAGCAGCAGUGAAUCGGAGCACGACGCCGCGCUGUAUCCAAACAACAGCAGGCCAAGCCUCGGCAACGACGCCACGGAGUCCGACACGGAGACGGACUGGCGGCCGGCCCGGAGCCUCCUGGAGCACGUGUUCGUCACCGACGUCACCGCCAACUUCAUCACGGUGACGGUGAAGGAGUCGCCGACCAGCGUGGGAUUCUUCAAUACACGGAAUCACUGAUGACGCCGAGCUGAACUACAACACUUCCUGUUUCGACAGAUCUCAGGGUUCCUGCGAUCCCGGUGUUCCCGGCGCCGCUGGGAACUUCCUGUUGUGUCCGAACAGACGAUACCGUCUCUGUGCGUUCAGUAAUCUGUAGUGGAGAGAUCAAACUGAAACUGGUCAAAGUAUUUGUUGAAACAACGUAGGAAGCCUGAUGUUUAGACCCCGUUCACACCUGAUAGUAAAACACAGUCUGUGUCCGGAGAAGGAAAGGUCAAAGGUCUAAGGUCAUCAUCCAUCAUCCUGCCGUCACAGUGUGCAGGCCUGAGAUAGUUAACAAAUGAUUUGUCUUCAGAGUACACCACUUCAGAUUGUACCGUUCUCUCCGUGUGGAGUCUACAGGCAGAUACUGUCGUAGUGUUCGCUCUCUGCUGCUUCACCUCAGCUCAGUGGAGCUCAACGAGCUCUAGUGUUUAGUGGUGCACUUAAACAGUAAUAUUGAUUAUAACCUCCAGAUCCUUUAACAGGAAUAAAGUCCCUGUUGCUCAGAAUAAUCCACACACUUGUAUUCUGACACUGAGAACGUUUAGUUUAGAACUAAAAAGUGAAAACUAAAGAAAUGAAAGUCCGAGUUUAGAUAAAUCAGAAACCUUCCUGAGGAGAAUUAGACGGUGUUAAAUUGUAACUUCUUUGAUUGGAGUUUGGUUUGUUGAAGGUUCAUUCUCUCCUCUCGUCUACGGUACAUUGACAACUUCAUUUCCGCCGUGGAAAUGUUCCGUGUGGAACAUUUAGUAACGUGAUAACACGGCUAUAUCCAAUGAUGAAGACCAUGAAGGUGCAGUUGAAUAAUUGAAUAAUCAGAGUAAUUAUUGAUGAGGUUAUUGAUGAAUCAUGAAGCAGACUGUGUUUUAUUAGAAGGUGUGUAUAUAAAUAUAUAUGUAUAAACGGGGUUUAAGGACUACAGAUGGAUGUACGACACCACCUCUCCAGUGCCUCAGGUUCCUCCCAGACCACCGAGCCCAGCGAGCCCAGCGAGCCCAGCGAGCCCACUGCCAGCGUCCAGCUGCUUGUGAUGGUUUCAGUUUGAGUAGGACAUGUUGUGCUUGUCGGACCUGUAUCCAAACUAAAUAUGUGGCUUCAUCCAGGGCAGCAUGUUAAAACGAAAUAUUCAAAAACUACAAAAAAAAACCGAGUGAAGUCCGUCUGUGAUCGGUACCGUUUCAUCCAUCCGGGUUUCUGUCAUCGUCCUUCAGUUCUCUUUGGACCAAAGCUGUUAUGAAUGUGAAUUCUUCAUUUGUAUUAUUGACAGUAUUCCUUGCACUACGCACAGUAUAAAUGUAAGCUGACAUUCCAUUAUCACUUAUAUUUACCAGUUUUAUACCAUUUUAAUACAUUUCUGCCGUCACAGUGUCUUUUGGAGUUUUAAUAUGUGUUAAUUUAUAUCUGUAAAUAUGUUUUUUUUGUUCUUGUUUUUGUUUUCAUGUGAUGACUGAUAUCUAUCUGGUGCUCAUAUUGGCUGACUAGCUUCACAUUCUUGUAGCCUGUGUGCCUCUCUGCCAUUUUCAAGGUAUUUGAAAUAAAGUAUAAAGUACCUAAA
This is a messenger RNA of Sebastes umbrosus (honeycomb rockfish), 3377 nucleotides long. Its product is annotated as chromobox protein homolog 2-like. Bases 170 to 1798 code for a protein of 542 amino acids. The record is from RefSeq and is a predicted model, not a curated record. Gene Ontology annotation, biological process: negative regulation of transcription by RNA polymerase II. Gene Ontology annotation, cellular component: heterochromatin; PRC1 complex. Lineage: Eukaryota; Metazoa; Chordata; Actinopteri; Perciformes; Sebastidae. The transcript has 5 exons.